AUGGCGAUUCCUGUUUCAUGGGAGUUAAAAUUAAGAGAUAAUUUGCCUUGCAGCUAUAACUUUUUAAACAUUCUUCAGGUUUAUGACUGGAUGAACAACAGAGCAGAGAGAUUUAGACUAUCUACCAGUGACACAGCGAUUCAAUUAGAUCUAAUUGCCAAAGUUCAUGGAAUUUUAAAUGCUGAAGAUUACUUCCUGAAGCUUCCAGAUACAUUAAAAGACAAGAGAACAUAUGGGGCUCUUCUAAAUGCCUAUGUCCAGGCUAAAAUGAGAGAGAAGGCUGAACCUUUGCUUAAGAAAAUGAGAGAUAGAGGCUACGCCAUGCACACGCUUCCAUUCAAUGUCAUGAUGACUCUUUACAUGAAUCUUAAAGAGUACGACAAAGUUGACUCUGUGGUUUCUGAGAUGAGGGAGAAAAAUAUACCUUUAGAUAUAUACUCUUUUAACAUCUGGUUAUCAUCUUGUGGGGCUCAAGGAUCUGUGGAAAAGAUGGAACAGGUGUUCGAACAGAUGAAGCUGGAGAGAACCAUAAAUGCUAACUGGACUACAUUCAGCACAAUGGCUACAAUGUAUAUUAAACUGGGGCAAUUGGAAAAAGCUGAAGACUGUCUAAAGAAGGUUGAAUACAGAAUCACAGGCCGGGAUAGAAUUCCGUAUCAUUAUCUUGUUAGUCUAUAUAGUAGUGUUGGUAACAAGGAGGAGGUGUAUCGCGUGUGGAACACUUACAAAUCAGUUUUUCCAAGUAUUCCAAAUUUGGGUUACCAUACUAUGAUCUCUUCUUUGGUUCGGCUGGGUGAUAUUGAUGGUGCAGAACAGCUUUACGAGGAAUGGCUGUCAGUUAAGUCAACUUAUGAUCCUAGAAUAGUAAAUAUUCUCAUGGGUUGGUAUGUUAGACAAGGGAUUUUGGAGAAAGCUAAGGUUUUGUUUGAUCAAAUGGUUGAAGCAGGAGGAAAGGCAAAUUCGAGAACGUGGGAGAUACUUGCAGAAGGGCACACCAGUGAGAAGAGGAUUUCUGAGGUGUUGUCUUGCCUGAAGGAGGCUGUUUUGGCUGAUGGAACAAAGAGCUGGAAACCAAAGCCGGUUAAUGUGUCUUCCAUUCUCAAGCUUUGUGAACAGGAAGAUGAUAUGACAAGCAAGGAUGUUUUGGUGGGGGUUUUGAGGGAAGCCGGGUGUUUUGAAGAUGAAGUUUAUAUGUCAUAUAUCCCUUUAACCGAUGGGGUGGCUACUACUGCUGAGGAAUUGCCAAUGGAGAAAGGUAGAACUGAUAAUGAGGAUAGUGAUGGUGAUGGAGCUGAAAUGGUUCUCAAUCAACUACAAGGAAGCUUGUAAUGAUUUAUUUACUUCUUUCUACAUGUUAAGGAUCUUAUCUAUCGAGUGAGAGGUGAAGGGGAUUUCUCAUUUUAUUUGGGUCCCUCUGUUCCCAAAAGAGAGUUUAUUACCUUUUCAUGGCAUUCAUCAAGUGCUGCUAAAGGUAGCCUAGAGUCUGAAAUUCAGAAUUUGUUUCAGGGUCUUACCUUUCAAUUCAUGUGCCUAUUGCUAAGCGAGCCUCCAGAGAGGACUAUUGCAUUUGGACAUGUGAGUGACCCCUUUCUACUUUGCUUCUGUUGUAGGGUUUUUUUGUAAAUCUGUUAUGUCAUCUUUUGUGGCUUAUGGACCAAUACAUAGAAGCUUCUCUUGUUUAGCUUCGCAGAUAGAAAUGAUAAAUUUCGUUUCAGGUUGGGGGCCUCAACCCAUACAGAGUGUCACUAUAAUAUUUAUGGGAUUUAUUAGUGAGAUUUGUCUGAGAUUCAAUCAUGAAGCAUUGCCCUUGUUUGUAUGUAAAUCUCGAGCUUACUAAUCAUUUUUAAUUGAAACGUUCUCUCCUUUUUCCUUA
Messenger RNA from Camellia sinensis, 1873 nucleotides. The record is from RefSeq and is a predicted model, not a curated record. NCBI's taxonomy places the organism in Eukaryota, Viridiplantae, Streptophyta, Magnoliopsida, Ericales, Theaceae.